Molecule: messenger RNA, 2893 nt
Organism: Heterobasidion irregulare TC 32-1
Lineage: Eukaryota; Fungi; Basidiomycota; Agaricomycetes; Russulales; Bondarzewiaceae
Exons: 10
Coding region: 112-2421 (769 amino acids)
Biological process (GO): amino acid transmembrane transport
Molecular function (GO): amino acid transmembrane transporter activity
Source: RefSeq, a predicted model, not a curated record
ACUGCAUCGGUGCAUCCCGUCUCCUCUGACCUCUCUCCUCUCUUGACUGCCAUCCACUCUCUUGACUGCCAUCCACCACCUCCACAUUCAAAUCGACGCAAAUUUACAACGAUGACAUCCCCUACCAUACCAGUAAACAUAAACAGUCCCCGAAUAUCCCAUGUCGUGCUCGACGGCACACCCAGCGGAAGUCCCGCACUUACGGGCACCCCAGACUUGCGCGCAAUUCGCGCUCACUACGCAGGCACACCGCCGCUGCCAAAUAUUCCACCACGCUCAUCAGCGUCUAUUUCUGGAAGCGUUACUCCUCGCGCCUCAGAACCUCUCAUCGGGCGCAGUUCUACACCGAUUCCAGUCUCAGCCUCCCCAAUUGGCGGUAUCAGUGCACGCAGGCCCGGCGUUCAAGGUUCAUCUACCGGGGGGACACCUGCGAGCGGAGGAGACGCAAAUACAUUCGCUGUGGACCUCGACGACUUGCCUGAUGAGGAGAAGGCGAAGAUCCUGCGGCGGCAUCUCGUCUCUCGGAAUGUGCGCUCAGGCAGUGGGUCAGAUGGCAAUGUGUCGAGGAGGAGCUCGGCAGGUCAGAUGCGCGGACCGCGGAGGGAGGACACGGAGCAAUUUCCAGUGCCGUAUCAUGCCCUGGGCGCAGAUGUGACGCAUGACAUCUACAAAUGGCAAGUGGAUCAACGGCGUCAAGCGCGCCCUCGUGCAGCGUCGUUCGCCGGGUCGACUGCAACAGCGCCAGAUCCUGCCUUCGAGCACAUACACGAGCCAGGAGGGUUCCGCCGCAACUACUUGAUGCUCCAUGCGGGAGGCACUCAGAGCGAAGAACCUCAUAUGAUUCGGAACUUUAUCGACUUUUUGUACAUGUUCGGGCACUUUGCUGGUGAGGACUUGGAGGAAAUCGAAGAGGAGGAUGAGGAGAGUGAAGAAGCUGAGGAAAGUAAUAUCGAGGAGAGGGAGGAGAGACUCGAGGAUGAUACGCUUUUAGGCGGUCGAGGCGUUGGCCCAUCGCGACUUUUCCAGGUGCGGGAUGUGGAGGAUGGGACGGCUCCGACGUUGCGUGUCCAUUCUAUCGAACCCUCGAAACUUGUUCACGACGAGAAUACGCCGUUAUUGGAGCGUUCGAAAUCCCGCUCCCACUCGAGGCGGAGACGAAUGAGUGUUGGGCCGCAUGGGGACGCAACAGUAGGGCAGGCGAUACUUAUGUUACUCAAGUCUUUUGUUGGCACAGGCGUGCUGUUCCUUGGCAAAGCGUUCUUCAAUGGCGGGAUAUUGUUCUCAGCUAUCACCAUCUCCGUCAUCGCUCUCAUCUCAUUGUACUCCUUCCUUCUGCUUGUACAGACCAAGUUUGCCGUGUCAGGAAGUUUUGGAGACCUCGGAGGCAAAUUAUACGGCCCAUGGAUGCGGUACAUGAUUUUAUCUUCGAUCACGAUCUCCCAAAUUGGUUUCGUAGCCGCGUACACAAUAUUCGUUGCGGAAAACCUGCGAGCAUUUGUGGCUGCCGCGACACACUGUGCCGCUCUGAUCCCUACGCGCACGCUCAUUAUUGCGCAGCUUGUAGUGUUCCUCCCGCUCGCGCUCAUCCGUAGCUUGGCAAAGCUCAGCACAGCGGCACUUGUUGCGGACGCGUUCAUCCUCGCAGGUCUGGUCUACAUUUUCGGCAGUGAAUUCGCAGUCAUCGCUGCGCGCGGUGUUGCGAAGGUCGAACUAUUCAAUCCGAAGGAUUUCCCGCUUUUGAUCGGGACGGCAGUGUUUUCGUUUGAGGGGAUUGGUUUGGUCAUCCCGAUUACCGACUCUAUGCGCGAGCCGCAUAAGUUCCCGGCAGUUCUCUCGGGUGUGAUGAUAUUCCUCCUUGUCCUCUUCGGCGGUGCGGGCGCGCUCUCCUACCUUGCUUUUGGAUCGGACGUCCAAACCGUCGUGCUAGUUAAUCUUGAUUCGCGCGCGCCCGCUACUCAAGCCGUUCAGUUCCUUUACUCGCUUGCGAUCCUGCUCUCCGUCCCGCUUCAGCUCUUUCCAGCGGUGCGCAUCAUGGAAAAUGCGCUGUUUGGGCAGAGGCGCUCGGGUAAGGCCGCUCCGCGCGUCAAGUGGGCGAAGAACGCGUUCCGCGCAGCCGUCGUGCUUGGAUGCACUGCGCUCAGCUGGGCGGGCGCCGCGGACCUGGACAAGUUCGUCGCGUUUGUGGGGAGCUUUGCGUGCGUGCCUCUAUGCUAUGUCUACCCACCGAUGCUCCAUUAUAAGGCUUGCGCCCGCACGCGGAGACAGAAAGCGGCCGAUAUCGCGCUUAUGGUAUUCGGUUCUAUCGCUGCGGCGUACACGACUAUUCAAACAGUCCGACUCAUGGCCGCACCAGAGCCUGCCGCGCCUCCUCAGUUAGGGAACUGCGAGUCCGGAGACGGCUUCAAUAUGCUUAGGCUCUAGGAGCAGGGCGGAGGGAGCCUGGGACAGUGAGAACCGCUCAUGUAGGCUGCUCUCAGGUAGGCUGUGUGCAGGGGAGAAAUCUUGUAGCAGUGUGGGUGCGUGUCGCCAUGACCUCGCGCGGAUCAGCCCUUUACGGUGCGGUUGCGUUGGUGCGGGGGGAAGGAGCUUGAAUUUGAGAACCAUUUCUGGUCCGGUUUUGUCUUUCUACGCAUUCGCUUCAUCCUUCGCAUAUCAUCGCAUCGCAUCGCACGGAUAUAACAUUUCAUCUGAUUGCAUAUUUUCAGUUUUGUCCAUGUGAGUGUAGAUACUUCCUGUGCUCAGGAUGUGUGCGGCUCGUGAUCGGGGGUGGGUUCCUCACGACGGUUCAUUUGAGUCUACACGAUCGUGGGACCAUGCUCGAUGGUAGAUAUAUGUAUGUAUGCUGCGUGUUUCAUACAUACCGACAUGUGCCAAUCUAAUGCGUGUGCAACUC